AUGCCCAAUUCAAAAAAAAGCGUAGUAAAAGUGAUGACAGUAUCCGAUUUUUACAGUUAUGAGGAUGUGUCGUCUCAGCAUAAAAUUCGUAACAUGGAACCCAGAGUCUAUCUAAAAGACAUCAUGGCAGUCAGAGCCGAAAGAGGAACAUUUACAAUAAAGCAAAGAGCUACCCACGUGUCUGAUUGGAAAGAACUAGAUUUUCUACAAGUCAAAAUAAUCAAAAACAAAUGCUUUCCUAGUUUUGCAAACAAGAAUUCAUCGAGAGGAAUAACAAAAGAACGAAAAGAUAGAAUAAUAGCCGACUUAGUACCUUUGAUGCCUGAAACCAGGAGAGGCUUUUGGUUAAACUUACCUGAAACAACCCGAGCUUCGAACCUAGAC
Messenger RNA from Brenthis ino (lesser marbled fritillary), 384 nucleotides. The record is from the annotation of a GenBank genome assembly. NCBI's taxonomy places the organism in Eukaryota, Metazoa, Arthropoda, Insecta, Lepidoptera, Nymphalidae.